Messenger RNA from Saccoglossus kowalevskii, 3577 nucleotides. Its product is annotated as sodium-independent sulfate anion transporter-like. Gene Ontology annotation, cellular component: membrane. The record is from RefSeq and is a predicted model, not a curated record. Gene Ontology annotation, biological process: transmembrane transport. NCBI's taxonomy places the organism in Eukaryota, Metazoa, Hemichordata, Enteropneusta, Harrimaniidae.
GUCAUAGCAGCUGAUCACAGGAUCACUCUAUUGUUCACAGAGUCGCCUUUGUACUAAGAUUUGAAAUAUGAAUGGGACAUGGGUAUGACAUCAGUUUUUACCAACAACGCUCCCUUCAAUCAAACUCAUAUUUUGUGCUCCAAUCGGUGACAUUCAACGAAGGUGCAAUGGCUGAUCUUCUAGGGAGUCAGACUGAACCCCUUAUGCCAGUAUCCACUGACACAUCUGUAGUUGGGAGUAUCAAUAUCGUGGAUGGUCCCAACGCGGCUAUGACUGUCAAGCAGGGAAUCAGGGAUUUUUUUCGAAAGUCGUGCACUGUGAAAAACUGGAAGAAGAAAUUACCGAUCACGAUAUGGCUUCCAAAAUACAAACCAAGCUAUUUACUCAAUGACUUUAUUGCCGGACUAACUGUUGGCUUAACAGUUAUUCCACAGGGUUUGGCCUAUGCGACAGUAGCUAAGCUGCCUUUGCAAUAUGGAUUGUACUCUGCCUUCAUGGGAUGUUUUGUCUACUGUUUACUGGGGACUUCAAAGGACAUCACUCUGGGUCCUACCGCUAUAAUGUCACUAAUGGUUGGUCAAUUUGGAGGCGAAGAGGACCCAACUACUGGUUUCAUUAAUCCAAUCUAUGCAGUCAUUUUGACUUUUAUAUGCGGAUGUAUACAGCUAGCAAUGGGAAUUCUCCAACUUGGAUUUCUUGUCAAUUUUAUAUCGUACCCAGUCAUCAAUGGAUUCACUACAUCUGCUGCUGUUACCAUAGGAACAGGUCAAAUUAAGCAUGUACUUGGUAUCAAGUAUCAUGCAAAUGAUUUUCUUGGUGACGUAGAAGGAAUAAUUAAAAACAUCAAAGAUACAAAUCUAUGGGAUUUACUGAUGGCUGCUGUCUGUUUUGUAAUACUCAUUGUUUUAAAGAUUUUAAAAACCAAAGUGUCAAAAUGGGAACAUGAUUCAUGUGAAGAUGAAGACUUGUCAUUGGCCAAAAAAAUAUUGUGGAAAGUCCUAUGGUUGAUAGGAACAGCACGGAAUGCAGUGGUCGUGAUAACUGCCGCUCUGUUUGCAUGGUCUCUACAUGCUUCAGGCCAUCAUCCAUUCACAUUGGUAGGUGAGAUACCAGCAGGCUUGCCGCAUUUCGAGCCUCCAGAUUUCAACGAUCCAAGUCAAAAUAUUACCUCAAACGAAAUUGUCAAAGAGUUGAAUGUUGGUAUUGUAAUAGUACCAUUAAUUGGAUUCCUAGAAAGCAUAGCCAUAGGAAAGGCAUUUGCACGAGAGAACAAAUAUAAAAUAGAUUCAAAUCAAGAACUGAUUGCACUUGGUGGUGCUAAUGUGUUCAGUUCAUUUAUUUCCUCAUAUCCUGUUACAGGCAGUUUUUCAAGGACUGCUGUGAACUCACAGAGUGGUGUAAAGACUCCACUGGGUGGUGUAUUUACGGGUAGUUUAGUAUUACUAGCAUUAGGUCUACUUACACCACAGUUUCAGUACAUUCCACAGGCUGCCUUGGCCUCUGUCAUCAUAACAGCAGUAGCACAGAUGGUUGAUUGCAAAAUUGUUUUAAAAUUAUGGAAAGUUAAAAAACUAGACUUGUUGCCGCUCUUUGCCACAUUUAUAAUUUCGCUGCUACUCGGUAUCGAGAUAGGAAUCAUUGUCGGUAUUGCAUUAGAUUUGUUGAUAGUACUUUACAAGACAGCCAGACCCAAAAUACAGGUUGUUUCCCGGGAAAUACUGGUUAUAAAAGUUGGACAUGGAAUUCACUUUCCAGCUGUGGAACAUAUUACAACAUCGGUGCUUGAAUAUGGUCUUGGAGACGAGGACGAUAUAGAACGUGCUUUACCAAAAGCUGUUAUUUUAGAUUGUUCACAUGUAGAUACGGUAGAUUAUACAACAAUACAGGGUAUGACUGAAUUAUUAUACGAAUACAGAGAUGCAGGAGUUAAACUAGUCUUUGCAGCUUUGGAGCAAUCAAUACGCGAAGUGUUUUUGUUGGCUGAUAUCUCAGGAUUUACAACAUAUGGUAAUGUAAAUGAUGCAGUAAGUGCAUUAGUAGAUGAGUUUGGUGAACAGCUCCAACACGACCCAAACCGACGACUGUUAGACGUCAAUUCUGAUUCAUCUACCAAACAGAAGUCGUAUUCUGGGACGGAUAAUAAGUGAUUUCUAGACUACAGCUUGCUCCUGCUAUUGCUUAAUAAUCACCUCUCACUUGAGCACAUUGUUGUGUGCACAGUCGCUAAUAUCUAAUUCAGGUGCACUUGUAAUGAGGUGCUUCAUCCUGUGGUGGCACUCAGGUUUGUCAAUUGACUUUCCGUCCAGUUGAAUCAUAUCAAGUACACCUUCUCAACUGCAAUUGUAAUUUAUCAGCAUGUAGUCUGUUAUUUGUUUCUGGUUCUUUAGCAACAGGACGUCAUUUACUUCCCAAGUUAAAACGCACAGAACUUGUUAAGGUUUGGUAAUAAAGUCGUGAGAAGAGAGAAAAGUUGGCAUAGCUCAUAAUAUACAAGUCUAAACAAUAUUAUAAUUCAGUCUUUGCGGAAAAGAAACUUAGCACAGUACUUCUGCAUCAGAUAUGGCACGUACGUGUUUUAUAAGGCAGCUUUUUUGUAUCUGUAAUGAACACACAUUUACGUAAUUGGUUUAAUGAAUUAUUGAUUGUGUAAUUCCCGUUUGACCUUCAUGACAUUACCUACGCGAAAUUUUAAUGAAAUAACCUUGUUCAAGAUCUUCCUAAUUUCUUAACCUUAUGAUGUCAGUAUUUGAUUACAAUAUAUAAGCGAUAUUCAUAUAAUUGAAAGAACAUUGGCCUGGUAUUAAGUAUAAUGUAUGAAACUGGAAAUUAUUCAUCAUGAUAAUACGAAUACUGACACAAAACAUGCAUUAUCUGAUAGGACAUGUGUACAUCUUAUAAGUUCAAUUUCAAACAUGAUUUUCAGGACCACGAAUAUAUUAGAACUAAAAUACUUACAAAAAUAUAAAUGGGCGACAAUAAAAUGAAAUUCAUUAUUUUGACAUGACAUACAAUCAAUCUUGUUUAUAGAUUGGAAGAAGGCGUAAAAUUAAAUUGAGAAUUUAACAAAUUAUUCACCAAGCUGAUGGUGGCUUGAAAUACUCUGAUAGGAUUCUAUAUAAGAAUAUAUUGUGUGUUUUACCAUAAAUCAACGAAAUCUACUUAAUCUACUCGUGGAAGGUUAGUCUGUCAUGAGCUAAUUAGACAUUCAGCUAAAAAAAAUCUUACAGAAUUUAUAUCACUUUUUAUUAUCGCCAAAUUUUACGUGGCAUUCCAACGAGUGAUCAAAUGUGAUCAUCUAAUAGAAUGUGCAAUUGAAUGAAAUACGAAUAUAUGUACAUUUGUAAUAUCUAUGUAAUGCACAUUUUUAACAAUAUAAGAAGAUUUUCCUUUAUUGAGCGUGCUGAGCAUUGUGUACAUGCAGAAGAGGUAAAUAACGCAUGAGCACACAUUUAGGAAUACGAACAGGUUCAACUGCAUGACCAAACCCUUGAAAGUGAAAUUCAACGCCGGUAUAGUGCUUGUAUAAUGUAUAUAUUACCUCAGACAACCAAGAUUUUACGUUACGUGUGUUUACAGA